Exophiala oligosperma is the source of this 330-nucleotide messenger RNA. RefSeq lists its product as uncharacterized. The coding region runs from base 1 to 330 and encodes 109 amino acids. The transcript has 2 exons. The record is from RefSeq and is a predicted model, not a curated record. Lineage: Eukaryota; Fungi; Ascomycota; Eurotiomycetes; Chaetothyriales; Herpotrichiellaceae.
AUGAGAACUUUGAUUUUUACUGGUCGGCCUCUACGGAUUCAACGUACUCCCUAUAUUGCACACUGGGAAAGCCACCGGCAGGAUGAGAUCAGACAACUUACAAGCAAGGGGAAGAUACCACUUGACAUCGAAAUUGACCGCCUACACACCUCUGGUGAGCUGACCGAGGAGAUCGAAGACCAAUCAGUCAAAAGACCCAUGGGAAUGGUAUCCGGCCUAGUCAACAAGCCGGAUCAGCCAGCGGCGGAGAUUGUAGCUGAGAUCGUGGAGGACGCCACCCAGCUGCUUGGGUCAGCAUCCCACUAUUUGACAUUGCCCUCGAAGAUGUGA